AUGGAUGCUUCCAGUCACCACACAGAACAACAGCCUGGGCGGCGCAAGAGGACUCACCGGGGUGGCAAGAAGAAGAAGAAGUCCCGGCGACAGUCUUUCGCGACCGGACCAGACGAUAUGGCCAACGACGGCCUCUCGGCCACUGGGUCCAACUUCUACAACAACCACGCCGCUCACCUCAGCAACACGAGCCUCGACAGCGAAGCACUGCUCGACCACAGAGAUCAGCAGCCGCUGAGACCUCGACGACCAUCCAUCGCCGUCACGUCCGCAUCUCCUUUCCCUACCAAUUCACAGCCAUACUCGAGCAGCACCAGCAGACUGAGGACUGUAUAUCAUGGCGGGGAAAGCAACAGCGCCGACGAGGAUGACCACUCGGCCAACGAGGGAGCCCCUCUGCUUUCGCAGUCGAUGCGCCUGGGGAACUCGGAGGCUGCGUUGGGCUACGGGUCUCGCGAGAUGACACAGCGCGAGAGCACAUCGCGGAGUAGGACAAGCUCAGGCAUGUCUGUCGAUAAGAAGAAGCUGCAUCUGAACCCCUUGUCCACCUCCAACAACAGUUACAAUGUCAACUAUCCGCCUUCAAUGCCCGGCAGCCCUAGGAUGCGGCCGGUCGAUCCAGCGGGACUCAUCAACUUUGGGGACGAUCUGCUGAGGGACGAGAUAAGCAGGAGUGAGCUUCGUAGUCGCGCUGGGAGCAUCGGUGAUGAGGAGCGACCCUCUGGGCGUAUGUCUUCUCCGAUGGAGAGGCGACACACCCUCUCUGUCCCUCCCGAAGAAGAUGUGUGCUUCCCUCAGGAGGGCAUGUCUGAGAUGGGUGAUGAGAUGGCACACAACGAUGAGGAGGACGUACAUAUGGGUCUGAGAUCAAGGGGGCGACGGCGGAAGCGAAGGUGGCCAGACUUGUCGGUGUUGGAAGACUGGAGCAAGCUCGAGAAGGAGGCCAACGAAGAACGGCGAGUGAAAAGGAUCACGGAACCACAGCUCAUCAACGGAAGGCUCAGGCCUGUCAACAAGACCUGGUUCAAAGCCGAGGAUGAUGCCCCAUACCGCUUCACCUACUUUAACGAAGAGUUCCAGAGCACGGUGCACAGUCAAACAAUUUCGGGAUUGGUGCAGGCAGGCGGUACUUUCCGUGAUCUGUUCGUCCCGGACCCCGUCAUCAUCGAAGAUUCUUCCUCCGAAUCCGACAAUGACGAUAUGACGUCCACUCUCCGCCAACCAACCCCUGGCGAGUCGCGGGCUCCGAGCCGGCAGACUUCAGUACCUCCUUCAAUUCAGGCAAGCGAACAUUCUUCUAGGCCAGGCUAUCUGAAUCGGACAUUUUCACCCCCGACCGGUAGAGACAGCGUCAUGACUUCGGCACCUCCAAUAUCGGGUCUGGAGACGCCAGUGCCGCCAAAAUCGCCUAAUUCUGCCAGAAAGUCAACGACGCCACCAGAGGGCAAGCCAGUCAGGUUUGGUGAGCGGCCAGUCUGGUGGCUAGACGUUCUCAACCCUAGCGAGGCUGAGAUGAGAGUCAUUUCCAAAACUUUUGGUAUUCACCCGUUGACGGCAGAAGACAUCAUCAUGCAAGAAGCUCGUGAGAAGGUGGAGCUGUUUAGGCACUAUUAUUUUGUCAACUACCGUACCUUUGACCAGGACGAGGAGAGCGAGGACUUCCUGGAGCCGGUGAACAUGUACAUUGUGGUGUUCCGGGAGGGUAUUUUGACCUUCCACUUCUCCAUUACGCCGCACCCGGCUAACGUGAGGCGGCGAGUUCGACAACUUCGCGACUACAUGAUGCUGUCGGCGGACUGGAUCUCUUACGCCAUUAUAGACGACAUUACGGACGUGUUUGUCCCGCUAAUCACCCGGAUCGAGGAAGAGGUUGACGACAUCGAUGACGAAGUGCUGGGUCUGCAGGAAGUCUCGACUGCCGAGGCCGUCAAGGAUACGACAUCGUUUAAGAGCAAAGACAACGCAAUGCUACGGCGCAUCGGCGACUGCCGAAAGAAAGUUAUGGGCCUGUACCGGCUGCUGGGCAACAAGGCCGAUGUCAUCAAGGGCUUCGCCAAGCGGUGCAACGAGCACUGGGAGGUGGCUCCGAGGUCGGAUAUCGGGCUCUACCUGGGCGACAUUCAAGACCACAUCGUCACCAUGACGGCCAAUCUGAGUCACUACGAAAAGAUCCUGGCUCGAUCACACGCCAACUACCUAGCGCAGAUUAGUCUGCGGAUGAACGAGCGCCAGGAGGAGACGGCGGACAUCCUCGGUAAGCUGACCAUCUUGGGUACCAUCGUCCUACCCAUGAACCUGGUCACGGGUCUGUGGGGAAUGAACGUAUGGGUACCGGGGCAGGCCGCCGAGGGCGAUCUCACAUGGUUUUUCGCCAUCACUGUGAGCUUGCUAAGCGCGGGUUUACUGUGUUACUGGCUAGUCAAGAAAUUGUAUGGGCUAUGA
Messenger RNA from Pyricularia grisea, 2442 nucleotides. RefSeq lists its product as uncharacterized. Gene Ontology annotation, biological process: magnesium ion transmembrane transport; intracellular magnesium ion homeostasis. The record is from RefSeq and is a predicted model, not a curated record. Bases 1 to 2442 code for a protein of 813 amino acids. NCBI's taxonomy places the organism in Eukaryota, Fungi, Ascomycota, Sordariomycetes, Magnaporthales, Pyriculariaceae. The transcript has a single exon. Gene Ontology annotation, cellular component: plasma membrane. Gene Ontology annotation, molecular function: magnesium ion transmembrane transporter activity.